AUGGUCAGCUGGAAGAUCCUGGAUGAUGCAGACAGCGACUUUGGAUUCCUCCAUCGUUUGGACGUGCCAAGCUCUGGCUUGAUCUUAGCUGCCAAGACCUAUGCAGCAUACUAUGACUUACAGCUUCAAUUGCGAUCUAGAUCAUUGGCGAGGGAUUAUGUGGUUCUCAACCAUGGCAAAUUGAAGCGGCAUAAAGUGGAUGCCAGGCUGCAUUGGACUGGCAACUUUGCAACGCGUUCAGGAGGGCAAGGCAAACCAUCCGAAACCCGGGUCUCAGUGGUGGCCUUCGCUGGGAUGAACGGAAGUACCUACACAAUGGCUCUUGUUCGAGUUUGCACUGGUCGCCGGCAUCAGAUUCGCAGCCACUGUGCAUACAUUGGGCAUCCCACUGUCAGUGAUGGAAGGUACACUUCAUGGCGUACCUAUCAGGGCGACCUGGGGUUGUCCGAACGGAACUUCCUGCACAGGUGCAGGCUGACAUUUCGAGAUGCAAAUGGCGAACUCCACAAGGCAAAGCUGCCUUUGCCAGAGGAUCUGAGGAAGGCGGCCCAUCAUCUUAUUUAUGACAGAUGGCUUGGUCUGGGGGGAGCAAAAGCGUCAGUUCCAGACACAUCGAUCCAAACUGAACCUUCAUCUAAA
This is a messenger RNA of Durusdinium trenchii, 639 nucleotides long. The record is from the annotation of a GenBank genome assembly. NCBI's taxonomy places the organism in Eukaryota, Dinophyceae, Suessiales, Symbiodiniaceae.